AUGGCGGUUCUUUUGACUCCGCGGUUCCAUAGCCUUGGCAGCCAUGAUCUUCCGGGCCCAGGACGGAGCGGGCCAAGUUUCGUGAGCCCUAGAGGUGGCAUCUGCAGGAAAAGGAGGAGAGGAUGUUCUGGUCCUUUUCAGGCUACUCAGCUAUGGGAUGGUAUUAUUCAUUCCCUUCAGACUCAAGUGGAAAUAAAAGGAAGGAAGCAUCAUUUACAAACAUAUGAGGACUGUUUUACUGGUUCUGAUGCUGUCGAUGUAGUAUUAAGUCAUCUUAUGCGAAAUAUGUGCCUAAGUGGUAAUGAUAUCUCUCAAUCAAAAGGAGUUCGUCUUUGCCAAGUUCUAAUGAACCAUAAAGUAUUUGAACCAGUGAGAAUGAAGCUAUUCAAAAAUGAAAAGGAAUUGGAAUUUGAAGAUUCAAACAAUAGUGUCUACAGGUUUCUAGGCAGUAAAUCAUCUUAUGUUUUGUGCAAAAGAAAAAAAGAUGCUGAGAACUGGUUAACUGAUAAAAUAAAAGCAAAGGAAUCUUUAAGGUUAGUAUUAACAGAGAUACUGUAUCGGAGAGAGAGUAUCUCAAAUACUUGGCCGGACAGAGAAGUUAUUCCAAGUUUAUGUCUACCUGAGAUUGAUAACUGGCUUAAUGCAGCAAUUGAGUGCUUGGAAUAUUUCCCUGACCAGUUAAUAGUUUUGGUUAGUCAGCAGUUAGUGCAAAACAGAAAUGAAGAGACAAGAUGGAAUAUACAGAAGAAGAUACUUUUUGAUGUCAUAGAAAAAUAUUAUAAUCAAAAGAGAGAGAGCAUGUUAACUGAUGAGUAUUUUGAUAUUCAUUCAGAAAUUAUUGAACUUUUAGUACAGGAUUCGAGAACUGAGGAAAAAUUGCAGUAUGAUAACAAAACUGUGGACCUGAAAGCUCUUGCUAAAGCAGUUUUGCAAACGAAAUCAUUAUUAAAAGUACAGGCAGAACAACUUGUCUGGUUUCUACUGGAAUAUUACUCUGAACUCUUCAAGCUAUUUCUGAUACCAGUUACUUUAUUGGAUCUAGUUAGUAAGAAACUUAAGAAACUUCAUCAUGGAGAAGAUCUAGAUGCCAUAGCAGACCCAGCCAGGGACUCAAAGAGGGUGAAGGAAAACUUUUCCUCUCCUACACCUCCAAUUUAUUAG
Molecule: messenger RNA, 1161 nt
Organism: Pteropus alecto (black flying fox)
Lineage: Eukaryota; Metazoa; Chordata; Mammalia; Chiroptera; Pteropodidae
Gene: DEPDC4
Product: DEP domain containing 4
Biological process (GO): intracellular signal transduction
Source: RefSeq, a predicted model, not a curated record